Humulus lupulus (European hop) is the source of this 390-nucleotide messenger RNA. RefSeq lists its product as uncharacterized. The coding region runs from base 1 to 390 and encodes 129 amino acids. The transcript has a single exon. Lineage: Eukaryota; Viridiplantae; Streptophyta; Magnoliopsida; Rosales; Cannabaceae. The record is from RefSeq and is a predicted model, not a curated record.
AUGGAAUUGAAGUAUUGGGGGGAGAAGACAUUAUUCAAGAUUGUCUCUCAACUUGGGAAGCCUCUGAAAGUGGACUCGAUUACAAAACAGAAGGAUAAAUUGAACUUUGCUAGGGUAAUGAUUGAAGUUUCCAUCUCUCAAUCUUUUCCUAGUAUUAUCAGUUUUAUAAAUGAGCAAAAUAGACAUAUGGAUGUGAUAGUGAAUUAUGAAUGGAAACCGACUAUUUGCUUACAAUGUAAAGGAGUGGGCCAUGAAACAAGUAUGUGUAAGAAGAAAUUGGAUUCAAAGGUUUGGUUACCUAAGAAUUCAAGAAAAGACAAUAACUCGGGUGGUGUUGAUGCAGAAGGUUUUUGUGUAGUUAAAGCUAAAGGAAGGAAGUCUUUUGGGUAA